AUGGGAGAGGAAGAACCAGUGACUGAAGUUGCUAAGACUGGUUCAAAUGGCGGUAGCAUUGCGGCCAAGACGUUAGAUGAAGUUGUUGAAAAGAAAGAUUUGGAAACUGAUGGAGGGAAAGUUUUGGAGAGUAAUGGACUCAAGGAAAUUGAAAAGGAUAAGAAAGCCGUUGAUGUGGAAGAGGUAAAAGAGGAUGAGAAAGCAGGUAUAGUGGAAGAAGUAAAAGAGGAUAAGAAAGAUGAUGGGGUGGAGGAAGUGAAAGAGGAUAAGAAAAAUGAUGGGGUGGGGGAAGUGAAAGAGGAUAAGAAAGAUGAUGGGGUGGGGGAAGUAAAAGAGGAUGAGAAAGAUAAUAAUGCUGAUGAAGUAAAAAAGGUGACAGAAGAUGAUGCGGUGGAAGAAGUAAAAGAUGAUAAGAAAGAGGAUGUGGCUGAAGAAGUAAAAGAUGAUAAGAAAGAGGACGUGGCUGAAGAAGUAAAAGAUGAUAAGAGAGAGGAUGUGGCUGAAGAAGUAAAAGAGGAAAAGAAAGAUGAUGUGGCUGAAGAAGUAGAAGAUGAUAAGAAAGAUGAUGCGGUGGAAGAAGAAAAAGAGGAAAUGAAAGUUGAUGGGGUGGAAGAAGUAAAAGAUAAUGUGGUGGAAGAAGAAAAAGAGGAUAAGAAAGUUGAUGCGGUGGAAGAAGUAAAAGAUGAAGGGGUGGAAGAAGUAAAAGAUGAAGGGGUGGAAGAAGUAAAGGAGGAUACAAAAGAUGGUGAGGUGGAAGAAGUAAAGGAGGCUACAAAAGAUGGUGGGGUGGAAGAAAUAAAAGAGGAUAAGGAAAUCGAUGUUGCCGAGGAAGUAGAGGUGGAAAAGAAAGAUAAUGGAGAUGAAGAUGUAAAAGAGGAUAUGGAAGUUGGUAGUGUGAAAGAAGCAGUGGAGGAUAAGAAAGAUGAUGACAUACAAGAAAUAGAAGAGGAUGACAAAAAUGUUACUGAAUCUGAGAAUGAGGAAAUGGAUGUCGAUACUGAGGUUAAGGAAACUACAGAAGGUAAAGAAGAAAAGGAAAAAAUUGAAUCUGAAAAAGAAGAAGCAGAUUUGAUGGAAACAGAGGGUAGCAUUGAGGAAAAGGAAGAGGGCGAUGGAGAGGAGAAAACUGAAGCAGAGAUAGCGGAGAAGGAAGAGGGCGAUGGAGAGGAGAAAACCAAAGCAGAGAUAGAGGAGAAGGAAGAGGGCGAUGGUGAGGAGAAAACUGAAGCAGAGAUAGAGGAAAAGGAAGAGGGUGAUGAAAAGGAGGAAUCUGAAGCAGAGACAGUGGAGAAGGAAGAGGGUGAUGAAAAGGAGAAAACUGAAGCAGAGACGGAAGAGGAGCGGGAGGAGGAGGAUGACAAGGACGGUAUUGAUAAAUCAAAAGAAGAAGAUAAGUCAGAGGGUAGUAAGGGUGAGAAAGGAUCAAGAAAGCGUGCGAGAGGGAAGGUUAACGAGGAGAAAGUGAAGGAGAAAAGAAAGGAACUGAAACAGCUAGAGCCUAAGACUCCUACAAGUGAUCGUCCAGUUCGAGAAAGGAAAUCAGUUGAGAGGUUGGUAGCAAUAAUUGAUAAAGAGACGAGCAAAGAAUUACACAUUGAGAAGGGUCGUGGCACACCUUUAAAAGAUAUACCCAAUGUGGCAUAUAAGUUAUCUAGAAGGAAAACUGAUGAUAGUCUCAAGUUGCUUCAUACAAUCCUCUUUGGGAGGAGAGGGAAGGCAGUUCAGGUCAAGAGUAAUAUAUUGAGGUUUUCUGGUUUUGUAUGGCAUGACAAUGAGGAGAAGCAAAUGCUUAAAGUAAAAGAAAAGCUAGACAAAUGUUUUAAAGAGAAGUUACUGGAAUUCUGUGAUGUGUUUGACAUAACAGCAAUCAACAAGUCAACAAUAAAAAAGGAAGAUGUUAUUACUAAGCUGAUAGACUUUUUGCUUGCCCCUCAUGCAACCACAACUGUGCUACUUGCAGAAAAAGAGUCCAGUAAAAAGCGCAAGCGUCCUGUAAAACGAGGUACAUCAAGGUCUAGGACUAGUACUUCAAGAGGUUCUGCAAAGAGGCAGAAGAAAACUGAAAGUUCUUCAGGAGUGGAGAAAAAGAGCACAACUGACACAGAAGAUGAAUCAGAGGGAGAGGAGAAAAAUGAAGAAAAUGAGGAUGAAACUGACAAUGACAUUCCUGAGAAAUCUGAAGAUGAAACGGCAGAGAAAUUUGAAAGGGAAGAUAAAAGCGAUUCUGGUAGUGAAUCUGAUGAUGUGAAAAAAAAGAGGAAACAUUCUAAAUCAUCAUCUGCGAAGAAAGAGUCCUCUGGAAGAAGCAAAAUCGAGAAAACUAUGGUCACAAAUAAAUCUCGCUCACCACCUAAGAGAGCACCUAAGAAAUCAUCAAAUACCCAACCAAAGUCUGAUGAUGAUAUUGAUGAAAGUCCAAAGGUAUUUUCUAGGAAGAAGAAAAAUGAGCAAGGGGGAAAGCAGAAGAUAUCAACUUCAACUCCAACUAAGUCUUCAUCAAAGUCCAAAGAGAAAACUGCAGAAAAGGUUGCCAAGGGAAAAGGCAAGAAGAAAGAGAAGUCCUCAAGUCCCAGUGAUAAUCAGUUGCGCGAUGCAAUAUGUGAAAUUCUUAAAGAAGUUGACUUCAAUACGGCCACAUUUACUGACAUUCUGAAGCUACUCGCUAAACAAUUUGAUGUGGAUCUCAACCCAAAGAAGGCAGCUAUCAAGCUCAUGAUUCAGGAGGAGCUGACAAAACUAGCUGAAGAAGCAGAUGAUGAUGAAGACGAUGAUGAUGAAGAAGAGGCCGAGAAAGACGAAGGCCGAUCUACCGGCCAGGAGACCUAA
Molecule: messenger RNA, 2826 nt
Organism: Vicia faba (fava bean)
Lineage: Eukaryota; Viridiplantae; Streptophyta; Magnoliopsida; Fabales; Fabaceae
Source: the annotation of a GenBank genome assembly